GUUUUGAUUUUGAUCACAGGAUUAGGACGGCGGGCAAGUGGGAGAUCUGCAAACGUGGCGUGUCGCUAUUCGAGUUUGGAUAAGAUCGAAAAUAAUCUUUGAGAAAGCGAAAUCUCAGAAGCUGAUUACUGUGUAAUUAAUUGUUAAUUAAUCUCGAUAAUUGGGAUUAGAUCCUUUUUUUUGCUUCCCCGAUCCUCUUUUCUUCUUCUUCUUCUGUUUUUCUUCGUUUCCAUUCUCCAGCCAGAGAGAGGCGGAAGUAGCCACUUGCAGAAGAAAAAAAAAAACCCCACCGAUUCAGCGAAGUGGUUUCCGCCGUCUCAUACGACCAAUCUCCGGCGUAUGUUCUUUACCACUUGUUCUUGCUUUCCCACUAUGAUUCGCAGACCAAUAUAUAAAUGAAGAGGUGUAGUUUCUGAGGUUCUCUCUGUAUUUGUAUGUUUGGUUCCUGGGAAAUUUUCAGCUGAAGAGAGAAAAUAAGGAAUGGAGGAGGGUGGGCUCGGAUUGAAAUCUUCUUCUCCUCUUCAGGAUAUGGGAAUUGGGAACUUCGGGUGUUCGCACUACAAGAGAAGGUGCAAGAUCAGGGCGCCGUGCUGUGACGAGAUAUUUGAUUGCAGGCAUUGCCAUAACGAGUCCAAGAACUCGAUUGAAGUUGAUUGCCAUGACCGUCAUGACAUUCCUCGGCACCAGCUGAAACGGGUCAUUUGCUCCCUUUGUGACACAGAACAAGAUGUUCAACAGCACUGCAUCAAAUGUGGAGUUUGCAUGGGGAAGUACUUCUGCUCCGAAUGCAAGUUCUUCGAUGAUGAUGUCUCAAAGCAGCAAUACCACUGCAACCAAUGUGGCAUCUGCAGAACUGGUGGGGAGGAGAACUUUUUCCACUGUGACAAAUGCGGAUGUUGUUAUUCAACGUGUUUGAAGGAUUCACACAACUGCGUCGAAAGAGCAAUGCACCAUAACUGCCCUGUAUGCUUUGAGUUUCUGUUUGAGACUACGAAAGACAUCACAGUCUUGCGCUGCGGACACACUAUCCAUUUAGAAUGCCUUAAUCAGAUGCAAAGAUAUUUUCAGUACUCUUGUCCUGUUUGCUCCAAGUCCUAUUGUGACAUGUCUCAAGCAUGGAAGAAACUUGAUCAAGAGGUUGCUUCAACACCUAUGCCACAAAUUUAUCAGAAUAAGCUGGUGUGGAUCCUUUGCAAUGAUUGUGGAGAAACCUCAGAAGUAAACUUCCACAUCUUAGCACACAAGUGCCUGAAGUGCAAUUCAUACAACACGAGGCAAACGAGAGGAGCGAAAGCAGCAUCUUGCUCAUCGAGGAUCCCGGAAAUGGUUAGAUGAUUGGCUCUCAUUGAUAUGCUUCUUUCUCACCUCCCUUGUUGUCGUCUGAAUUGAAAAUUGCAAUCAACCAACAAGUGUGAUCCUUCUUCUAUACCCAAGCACCAUUCGGAUUCCUGUUUCGGAAGGCAUUCAUUGCCCCAGGACCCGAGGCUUAGUGUCCAGAAAGCUUUGUGCUUUAUGUUCUGUCAACUGUUGUAUCUUGGGGGAGAAGAAAAGCUUGUGAUGGGAGUGUUGAAGUUCUUCUUCAGUCAUUCUUUUUGCAUGGCACUUGAAUGUACCGUAGUUGCCGCUUCAUUUGAUCCCUUGAAACAGAAAACCCAGCUAACAAAUCGAACUCAGAAUACACCAGAACCAAAAUGAAUGCAUUUUCAUUCG
Messenger RNA from Linum trigynum, 1710 nucleotides. The record is from the annotation of a GenBank genome assembly. Lineage: Eukaryota; Viridiplantae; Streptophyta; Magnoliopsida; Malpighiales; Linaceae.